Molecule: messenger RNA, 859 nt
Organism: Drosophila miranda
Lineage: Eukaryota; Metazoa; Arthropoda; Insecta; Diptera; Drosophilidae
Exons: 3
Coding region: 147-617 (156 amino acids)
Source: RefSeq, a predicted model, not a curated record
AGCUUAGAAAAUUCUCGAGGUGAUUUGCAUUGGAUAAGUAAGCUGUGUAAAGUAGAUUGUAAUUCGGAACAUUCAAUCAAGCAUUAGUUGAGGUCGGAUUUAUUCUUAUUGCUGAACAUAAAGUCGUGUUAUAAAUCAGAAGAAAAAUGGAGGGAACAGAUCAAGACGCAAUUUUCACCCGUCUUAACUCGAUUUACGUAAAUCUGAACGGAAAUUCGCUGCGUGACGUGUCAUACCGCAGUCCGGCACGAAAGAUUUUUGGCCAGAAGAAUAACAUGCAGGUCAAAAAAGACGCAUUCGUGAGCGGCUACAAAAAUCUGUGCAAAAUAGAUCAGGAGUUCGAGUCCGAUGUGGAAUCAAAGAAUGACAUUGUUAAGAAAUGCAUAUGCGAGCGUCCGAUGAAGCCCCUCGAGUGUAGUCGCUGCCGCCACUACUUCCGUGGACGUGUUGCCACAAUAUGCGAGAAGCAUCCAAUGGAGACUUUCCUGAUGGACUUUCGCCAGUGUCCCUACUGUUCGGCGAGUCGCGACAAGAUCAAGGCAUCUGAUUUGACCUGGGAUCCGAGAUCUGAGAUCCGUAAGAUAGAGAACGCUCAACUACCCGAUGAUUCUCUGUAAAUCGAGUUUGAUACUCGCCAGCAUCAGAAUCAAGAACUGUACAAUACCAAGAAACUUGUCAAAGAAAAGUAGUUUUUUUUUUAAAUCGUGCGACCCAGAUGAGUCUGGAGUCUCUGUUGAAGUUGUGCGUGUUGUGCGGGAAACACUCUUUAUUUGUUGCUGGUAAAAAGACAAUCUGUAAAAUUACAAAUCAAUAUGAUGAUUGCCUGAAUAUCAUACCUAUUAAAACUGCAGUUCAAUGA